AUGAGUGCGAUUAACAUCACGAACGUCACCGUGCUCGACAAUCCGUCGUCGUUUCUGUCCCCUUUUCAGUUCGAAAUCUCAUACGAAUGCGUUUCUCCCCUCAAAGACGAUUUGGAGUGGAAGCUCAUUUACGUGGGAUCCGCAGAGGAUGAGACUUACGAUCAACUCCUAGAAAGUGUCCUCGUCGGCCCUAUCAAUGUUGGAAAUUAUCGUUUUGUUUUGCAGGCGGACCCACCAGAUCCUUCUAAGAUUCGUGAGGAAGACAUCAUUGGAGUCACAGUGCUUUUAUUAACAUGCUCUUUCUUGGGUCAAGAGUUUAUCCGCGUGGGCUAUUACGUGAAUAACGACUAUAACGACGAAAAGCUCAGAGAAGAACCUCCCCAGAAAGUCUUGAUCGACAAAAUCCAGAGAAAUAUAUUAUCUGAUAAACCGAGAGUGACCAAGUUCCCCAUCAAUUUUCACCCUGAAAAUGAGACUGGAGAAGAAGUGCCUCAACCCGAGAAUGCUGUUGAGGUAGAUGGGUUUGAAGAACAAAAGAAGCUUUCGAAUCAUGCUUCAGAUUAG
Striga hermonthica is the source of this 564-nucleotide messenger RNA. NCBI's taxonomy places the organism in Eukaryota, Viridiplantae, Streptophyta, Magnoliopsida, Lamiales, Orobanchaceae. The record is from the annotation of a GenBank genome assembly.